Molecule: messenger RNA, 651 nt
Organism: Alternaria incomplexa
Lineage: Eukaryota; Fungi; Ascomycota; Dothideomycetes; Pleosporales; Pleosporaceae
Exons: 1
Coding region: 1-651 (216 amino acids)
Cellular component (GO): fungal-type cell wall
Source: RefSeq, a predicted model, not a curated record
AUGUUCAGUGCAUUUGGAAACUCGCUCAGCUACGUCACUCCCCGGGGUGACAAAGUAGCAGCUGAGAGUCAGCCGUUCGAAGGCACGCUAAAGACGUCUGAGAACGAAAUCGUGGUCCUUUCCGAUAAAGAGUGUGACGCAGACUGUCCGUACUGGAGACCCGACGCGACAUCUCACUACGGCUGGUCAGGCUCCUCGAAAGCCUUCUUCAUCGAAUUCCAAAUGGACCACUACGACAACGUAGGCACGGACCAAGGCCUCCUCUCUGACGCCCCGGCUUACUGGUUCCUCAACGCAGCCAUACCUCGCAUCCUCCAGUACGGCAACGACCGCAACAACAUUCCCUGCUCAUGCUGGUCAACCGGCUGUGGCGAGUUCGACGCAUUCGAGCUUCUCAGCAAAGGCGCCGAACGCGCAAAGUCGACUAUACAUCGGCAGGGCAAUCUAGAGGGUGGUGACUCCAACUACUUCAGCAGACCAGUAGGGAAGAAGAUGAAGUUUGCGGUUGUUUGGCACUAUCCUCACAUCACGGCAUUGGUGUUGGACGACGACUUUGACUUUUCAGAGAGCAUGUCAAAUGAUGCGAUUCAGAAGUUGGUGGCAUACGAUCCGGAUAGCUGGGUGCAUUCUCUGUAUGCUAUUGGGGACUGA